ACUUUAUUAAAAACAAGUGAAGACACUUUUCAGAUACAGUAGCUAAACAAGCUUAAUUUAAUAGAGAAGUGUUAAAUCAAUAAUCUAGUUUUGUGUUAACAAUUUGUUCCUCAUUCCAGCCAUGGGUCGUAAACAGAGUAAUGGGACUAAAGCAGGUUGUAUCAAAGUACGAUGGAUGAUUUGUAUCAUUACCCUGAUGAUGAUCUUUAGCCUUGUAGCCACAAAAGUGUGUUUAAACUUGGCUAUUGUCGCAAUGACUGACCCUGAUUAUGAUCAACUAACACCGGAGGAAGCUGCUGCACUACCUAACUCUUCCUACGUAUUGACUUUUGAGUUGCAAGAUGAAGGCAGUAAUACAACAAGACUUGUUCAAUUUGAACAACGUAAUAGAAACUUCAUCAACUGGACUCAAUCAACAAAUGAUAAACUAUUGACGGCCAACUUUCUUGGAGCUGUCUUGUCACCCAUUCCAGCUGGACGUAUUAGUGAAAAGUUUGGACCUCGAAGGUUAGCAUUCGUCUUAGCGACAAUUGCUGGUGUUUCCAUGUUAGUGUUUCCUGCUGCUUGCAAGUGGUCUUUUCAGGCUGCUUUUAUACUCAGGAUUAUACAAGGUUUUUGUACUGGUUGUACUAUGCCUUGUGCUCAUGUUUUGGUCUCGCGUUGGUCACCUAAGUAUGAAAAGACUUUGUUUGCUUCAAUCAUGAAUUCGGGUGGACUAUUGGCUGCUUUAUGUACUAAUCCUUUGGUUGGUGCUCUUUCUGCUUCGUCUUUCUUCGGUGGUUGGCAAUCUGUGUUUUAUAUCAUAGGCACUUUUCAACUCGUUAUCAGUAUGAUUUGGCUUUUAACGGUCUAUGAUGAUCCUGAAACUCAUCCACGCAUAUCUGAUGAAGAAAGGGAACUAAUUCUUGAAAAUAGACUGACAAAUAGUGGAGAUUCUAACAUUUCGCUUCCAUGGAGACAUGUUUUAGCGUCAGCUCCGAUUUGGGCUCUGAUUAUAUCUAACUUUGCCUUGAGUUGGACUGAGACAAUAAUAGGAGGCCAAAUCCCAAGUUUUCUGGAUUCAGUUCUUGACUUGCCAAUAGAACAGAAUGGGCUUUUCACUGCGUUACCAUACUUGGCCGCUCUUUUUUCAUCCAAUUUAAUCAGUUGGGUUUCAGAUAAAUUGCGAUCCAAUGGAAAAUUCUCGACUACAGCGUUGCGUAAAUUUUUCGCAGAUUUCGGAUUUAUUGGGUCAGCAGUCUGUUUGGUGUGUACUACUUAUGUUGGUAAACGGACUGGAUUGAUUGUGGCCUUUGUUGUUGCCUGUAGAGCUUUCGCUGUUGCCCAAGUAGCUGGUUGUUAUGUUAUGCAUUUGGACAUUUCCCCGACUUAUGCUGGUUCAAUUGUCGGUAUUAUGGAGACAUCACAAAACAUUGCCUCUGUUGUGAUGAAUCAAGCUGCAGCCGUGAUUGUCGGUGAUGAACCAACACUCGAAUCCUGGUCAAACUUCUUCUUAAUCUCUGCUGGUCUCAGUAUAUUUGGUACACAUUACUUUGCUUUAUUGGGUUCAUCUAAACUUCAAAAGUGGGAUCCAAGCUUUAAAUCUGUUGAACAAGCCAUUGAAGAUGAUUUGAAUGGUGAUGAAGUGACUCAAACAAUCUACGAUCCUGAUAUUAUUGUGAGAGACUCUCGACGAAACACAAUUGUCUCUGAAUUUCCUCCCAAUCUUUCAUAAACACCAUCAAAUUAAAUCAAAAACCUAGUCACAUGAGAUCUACAGCGUAAAAAUUAAUAAAUGGUGAUUUUAAUCAACUUCAACUUCUUCAUAGUUGUUCCACAGGCAAACAAAUAAAACAAAACAUUAUAUUAUUAUCGAGACAUUAUAUUCAAAUUAAUAGUUUAAAGUUUCGCCGGUUGAAGCUAACCUAAAAUUAAUUUUUACGCUGUACAAGUAAAGCUUUGCUAGUAUUUUAACUCCAUCGGUAAUUUCAAGCAAGGAAUAUUGGUUCAAUAAGUAAAUUCAUGAUGAAUUAUGAAAAUUAUAAAAAACUAAUCAUAAAUAACCUUUGUUUCAUAAUAUAUGUGAUGUACUUUUCAUUAAUCUCAAAAACUGUUAAAUGGCAUAAUUUGUACUUGCUGCAUUCAAAUUGUAAUUGAAUACAAGACUUCUUAGUUUGAAUAAAAGUAACGGAAUGAGAGCAAUUA
Messenger RNA from Tetranychus urticae (two-spotted spider mite), 2184 nucleotides. Its product is annotated as sialin. Gene Ontology annotation, molecular function: transmembrane transporter activity. Gene Ontology annotation, cellular component: membrane. NCBI's taxonomy places the organism in Eukaryota, Metazoa, Arthropoda, Arachnida, Trombidiformes, Tetranychidae. Gene Ontology annotation, biological process: transmembrane transport; monoatomic anion transport. The record is from RefSeq and is a predicted model, not a curated record.